Messenger RNA from Closterium sp. Yama58-4, 774 nucleotides. The record is from the annotation of a GenBank genome assembly. NCBI's taxonomy places the organism in Eukaryota, Viridiplantae, Streptophyta, Zygnematophyceae, Desmidiales, Closteriaceae.
AUGGGGAGCUACAAGGAGAGGAAGCUGCGCGAUUUCACAGUGGCCGUCUGUUGGAUGAUCUACUUCCCCGACACCGACAUGGCACAUUAUGGCUUGGAUCCUGCCGAGCUUGGCUUGUGGGCGGUCCACCUCGAUUUCGCUCGUGACCUCCCGACGGGUGUCUGGAGUGUCAUGAACGAAUUGAACCUCGACAAGUUCGAGAACUUCGAGAACAUCAUGAACAAGACACAUGCACGGGUGAAGGACGGCGCGCAUUUCCAGGUGGCCGUUUGCACAGGGAUUGGACAGGCCCUGGUACACGGAGGGAGUGGGCUGGUGUCGCCCCCCGCGAAUGUCACUCCCGCGGUCUAUGCAGCGGGAGUAGCUGCAACCCUCUACACCUUGUGGUGUGCCUCGAUCGGCAUUCCCCACCCAGACUGGGCGGAGGGUGCGGAUGAGGCGGCUCGUGGCACGCUCAACGAGGCAAGCCUUGCUAGUCGAGCAACCUCUACUGCUCGGCUUGGAGUGUGGACUUUAAAAGCCGUGAAGAACCUAACGCACGAGAAGGCGGAUUGGGAAGUGGUGCUCACCAAGGCCAUUCUCGGCCUUGUGGAUCCCGAGCCCGGGGAGGCAGAGGCUAUCGAAAUGGCCAAGGUUGUUUCGAGGGUGCUGGUGUACUGGUGCGAGUGCUGUCACGCAAACCAGAAUCUCUACGCGUAUCAGGGUGGGAUGCUCCAUUUUUCCCCGCCCACAAAAGGGGGACGGCGGAAGGGGAAUGCGGGAGGCAACGAGUGA